This is a messenger RNA of Pecten maximus, 3598 nucleotides long. RefSeq lists its product as uncharacterized. Gene Ontology annotation, biological process: negative regulation of phosphatase activity. The transcript is spliced from 4 exons. Bases 127 to 1641 code for a protein of 504 amino acids. The record is from RefSeq and is a predicted model, not a curated record. NCBI's taxonomy places the organism in Eukaryota, Metazoa, Mollusca, Bivalvia, Pectinida, Pectinidae. Gene Ontology annotation, molecular function: phosphatase binding.
CGGUAGCUUCCUGUGUUUACCUCGCAAUAUGGCGGUGCAACUAUGACCUGAGAGGUUUAGAUAUUUUUAUGCAGCAACGCUACGCAGAUUUCACAUUGAACCAGUUGAACGAUCUACAAGCCCAUCAUGGCCACUCAUUUUGCUUGUCAGCCUACAGAACCUCUGGCUCAUAGAUACCCUCUGGUGCAGAAGGUGGAAAAAACACAUGGAGCUGUGUCCAGUUAUGAAGUUUUAAAUUUAGAAGAUAAAAUUUAUACAAGAUUUCCUCCGCCGGGUUGGGACACCUCACAGAGUUCUGAAGAAUCUAUCCCUCUCUGCCAGGCACCAGCGCCAUGGAACGGAAGGGGAAAUUUGAUUGGUCCUGAUCCAGCUCUUUGCGUCUCUCCUGACAAAAGUUCAUCCUUGCCAAAAGAAUUACACAAGAAACCAAUGUACCCCGUCCCAAAGCAACAUGAACAACAACAUUUGACUGGCCCAGAUCCAGACUUAUGUAUAACUCCAGAAAAAGAAUUAGGAGGGAUUCAAAGGAGUAAUUUAAAACAUGAUAGUGUGGAUUAUUUAAAAGCCAGAUGCCAGCAUAGGGUCAGAUUUGAGUUAGAAAACAGCCUUAGUGAUUCAGAUAAGGAAAAUAUGAAUGAAAGUAUAGGAAAAACCAGUGGAUCUGGCAAAACGUAUAGACCGUCAGUUUACAGUGAAAGUGAUGCAAUUGGUAGCAGUGUUUCAAACGUAACUCAUGACUCUUCUGGUAAACCUAAACAAUAUUCCAUUAGACAGGAGAAUCAACAGACUGUCUAUGUGCCGAUAUCAACAAACUCAGAAAAAUUGCCUCUAACAGAUAAAAGCUCUGACACUCAAUAUUCUGUCUUACCAAUGGUUUUACCUGAAGGAGAUGAUUGUAUUGGUAAAGAAAUUGUUGUGAAAACAUCUAAACCAGCAAAAAAGAAUUCAAAAAAUAUUUUAAGUGAAAAUUCCAAACCAACAUUAGCUAGUACUAGUCAAAAUUCAAAACAGACUGUCAUCGUUCCAGAGGCUAAAACUAUUACUUCAUUACCUAAGAGGAAAGUACGGGUAACGAGAGAAUCCAAAGAUGAUCUGAUGUCGAAUGAAUACAAGUUUCCAUUUUCUGAAGAAAGUGAGGCAGUUUCGGAGUAUGAGCAUGUUUUUACAAGACCAGAGUAUAACAGUACUCUGAGAAUGAGAACAGAAUUGGAACAUAUCCGCGCAAGUGAGGUAGAUGUUCGGCGGGCGCUCGAACGUAAGCUCAAGACAUCAAACAAGAAACAGACGGAAAUCAGGGAAAAGGCCGCAUCUCGGGUGAAUCAAGUUGAGGAGGAGUUUGCAGGUCUUGUAUCUCUACACAUUCCUGUAGACAACCUGUGCUCUCAAGCAGAGAAGGAUAGGACAAGCAGAGUUAAGGCGAGUCCAGCCUUCAAACCACAGGUAUGCAAGGACAGAAAGGAACCCGAUCUGAUGGAGCUCUUCAUUCCCGAUCUCCAAAAGCAGUAUCCAGAGUUAUCUGUCCCUGGUUUGGCAGUACCAACAGAAUCGUUGUCGACAGCAUCGCAACACAGUGCUUUUGAUCUAUACCGACACAAUAGGGUUUGGGAUAGGACCAGUAACUUUAGAGGAGGCAGCAAGUAAUCGACAUCUGACAAUUCUUACGGCCUUAUUUGUGUCCCGACUAAUGGUCAACUACCGUGAAGUGCGUUAUAUUAAAUGGUAUUAACAUUAAACCUAUAUCGUUUUCGAGAACGUCUACUUUUAGCUAUAGGAAAACUACGAAAAGUAGAUACAGGUACAUUGAAAAUUAAAACUAAUAAAAAAAAAAAAAAUCGGCAUUAAUUUUCAUAUUUUAUAUGAAAUCUAUAAUACUUGCUUUUUUGAAACCCUUAAAAAUGCCAAAACUUAAAAGCAUAGAAAAAAUCCAUUUUUCCUCUGAAAGUGAGUUUUUCUGAUGGUAUGAAAUGCCAAAUGUCAAUGUAUUUUCAGGAAGCUUUAUAAAUACAUGAAAUCAAAGUGAGGUGUAUAAAUGUAUAUACAACGUGUAUAUAGUAUUUGGUCACAUCGUAAUUUUACUACUAUGUAUAUUUCAUGCAUUAUGACAAAAUUGUCGUCAUUCCGUCCAAGCUUCGGCCAAGAAUACAGCAAAGAGUGUAGGAAAUGUGAAUUUAACAAUGGAACUGCAGUUGUAUUUAUAGUCAUUUCAGGUGGUAGAGCUUUACAAGAUGUCUGCCUCGAAAGCUUUGUCAUUUAUGCCAUUGUAAAUUCCAUACCUUACCAUAUUUAUGUGAAGGAUAUAAGCCUCGAAAAUAAUUCUGUGUAUUUAUUUUCACAUUUAUUUCUAUUACUGAUCUAUGUUUCCCAUUGUAUAGAAAAAUUCGGUGCUCGUCCUAAAGCUUACAUUUAGCUGACCAAUACGUUACCUGUAGCCAUCAAGCAAGGGCCGGUUUUUUUAUGCGGACAAACCAGUUUGUCAGUUUUUAAAUCUAAUAUUUCAUACAUGUAUCUUGACAGACCUGCAAAUGUUAAUACAGGCCUUGGAAGUCUUUUCCAAGGCUCGUCUGAAAACAAUAUAAAAUCGCCAGAUUCGUCUUUAUUUCAUAACACCGAACUAACUGGACUAGAUUUAACUGGACUAACCUUUUGGACCGCAAAAAUGAAAAAGGCCCAAGUUACCUGUAGGUGUCCGCCUGGAAUGUUACACUAUUAUCUCCUUAACACUUUACGGAUAACUGAACAACAGAUUGUAUCUUUAGGAAGGAAUUUUACACAUUGUUAUAUCCUUAAGCUUAACGCUUCGUUGAUGACUCAACCAUACAUUGGUCAAAGUUAUUUCUUAAAAAAAAAAAUCAAAAUUGUUUUCUGUAUCUUCCACCACAAGAUAACACCUGUCAAAAUGAUGUUGUUUAUUUUGCAGUUAAGUGUUAAAUACUUUUAUUUUCAUGGUCUUUUCAUUCAGUCCUCACCAGAAUUCUUCUAAAUGUAAUAUUUUCAUGGUCUUUUCAUUCAAUUCUCGCCAGAAUUCUUCUGAAUGUAAUAUUUUCAUGGUCUUUUCAUUCAGUCCUCACCAGAAUUCUUCUGAAUGUAAUAUUUUCAUGGUCUUUUCAUUCAAUCCUCGCCAGCAUUCUUCUGAAUGUAAAAUUUUCAUGGUCUUUUCAUUCAAUCCUCGCCAGAAUUCUUCUGAAUGUAAUAUUUUCAUGGUCUUUUCAUUCAAUCCUCACCAGAAUUCUUCUGAAUGAAAUAUUUUCAUGGUCUUUUCAUUCAAUUCUCGCCAGAAUUCUUCUGAAUGUAAUAUUUUCAUGGUCUUUUCAUUCAAUCCUCACCAGAAUUCUUCUGAAUGAAAUAUUUUCAUGGUCUUUUCAUUCAAUCCUCGCCAGAAUUCUUCUGAAUGAAAUGCAUUUGUGUUACUGUUGAUUUGGCUAGUCAAAGACUGCAACAACUCGCGCUCUAUAUGAUUAGAUAACUGUAGAAGAUAUCUACUCGGUUGAACUGUAUUAUAUAUCAGCAACUUAAGUUAUGAAUAGAGAGAAGUAGAAAGUAUUCAAAAUGUAUAUUUGUGUAUGGACUAAAAUGAUAUUAAAAUUAUAUUUAUAUUUCA